This is a messenger RNA of Panicum virgatum (switchgrass), 1351 nucleotides long. RefSeq names its product putative serpin-Z6A. Bases 1 to 1290 code for a protein of 429 amino acids. The record is from RefSeq and is a predicted model, not a curated record. NCBI's taxonomy places the organism in Eukaryota, Viridiplantae, Streptophyta, Magnoliopsida, Poales, Poaceae. Gene Ontology annotation, molecular function: serine-type endopeptidase inhibitor activity. The transcript has 2 exons.
AUGAUUUGCCAACGGGGAACCUCAAGCAUCGCCGAGCGCCGCCCCGACGGCGCCGCCCUGACACCAUUCGCGCUCUGUCUCGCGAAGCACCUCGCCGCCGCCACCUGCGGCGCUAACCCGGCCUUCUCGCCGCUGUCCGUCUACGCGGCGCUCGCGCUGGUCGCUGCGGGCGCGCGCGGCCGCACGCUCCAGGAGAUCCUGGCCGCCCUCGGUGCACGCUCCCGCGAUGAGCUCGCCGUGCUCGUCGCCGCCGUGGUACGGAGCGCGAUCGCGGACCAGUCGCGGUCGGGCGGCCCGGCCGUCGCGAACGCGACGGGCAUGUGGCACGAUGCUACGUGCGUGAUCCGGCCGGGCUUCCGCGACGCCGCCGCCGCUUCCUACAAGGCCGAGACGCGCGUUGUCGACUUUCGCAAUGAGCCGGAGAAAGCAGUCUGCCAAAUCAACAGCUGGGUGCCCGCGGCCACGAACAACCUCAUCGACUCCAUCCUCGCUCCGGCAUCGCUUGAGAAAAACACGAGCCUCGUCCUCGCCAACGCCAUCUACUUCAAGGGCAAGUGGGACGAGCCCUUCGACAAGGACGACACCGUCGUGGACAAGUUGUACCGCCUCGACGGCAUCGCCGCCGCCGGCGCGCGCUUCAUGCGUUCACGGUCGAGCCAGUUCAUCAGCGUUCGCGACGGGCUGAAGGUGCUCAAGCUCCCGUACGAAUCGUCGCCGCCGCUGCGGCCGUGGCAUCAGGGACUGGGUCCGGGAGGCUGGCCCAACGCGACGGCUGCUGGCCAACAAGUCUCGCGGUACUCCAUGUACGUCUUCCUGCCGGACGAGCGCGACGGCCUGCCGGACCUCGUCGACAGGAUCACGACCAUGCCGGGGUUCUGGCGCUACGGCCUGCCGGAGACGCGGGUGCCCGUCGGAGAGUUCAGGCUGCCCAAGUUCAAGCUUUCCUUCUCGGGUAGCCUAACGGGCGUCCUCAGGGACGGCAUGGGGAUCAGAGCCGCCUUGAACGCUGGACAGGCCGACCUGUCCGACAUGGCGGUGGUGGACGAGGACGACGGCUCCGGCAUGCCGUUGUUCGCCGACGAGGUCUGCCACAAGGCGGUGAUCGAGGUGAACGAAGAGGGCACCGAGGCGGCGGCAGCCACCUUCAUGUUGUGCGGCGCUACAUGCCCGCCGGGGCCACCGAGGAGAGUGGACUUCGUCGCCGACCACCCCUUCACGUUCUUUGUCGUCGAGGAGGUGUCCGAAGCAAUCUUGUUUGUCGGGCAUGUCCUUGACCCAACAAAAUACUAGUUGAUUACCACCAGGUGUCCUAUGACCGGUAUAAAACCUAGAACUUUGUCAAUCAGAAAAA